Oncorhynchus masou masou (cherry salmon) is the source of this 373-nucleotide messenger RNA. RefSeq names its product mitochondrial amidoxime-reducing component 1-like. Lineage: Eukaryota; Metazoa; Chordata; Actinopteri; Salmoniformes; Salmonidae. The transcript is spliced from 3 exons. The record is from RefSeq and is a predicted model, not a curated record. Gene Ontology annotation, molecular function: catalytic activity; molybdenum ion binding; pyridoxal phosphate binding. The annotation marks the transcript as partial.
AGUGUUUAGUACAGACAUCCAGGGCAGGGACUGUGGAGACGAGGCGUCUAGCUGGCUGACCCGCUACCUGGGGGCAGGUAAAACCUAUCGCCUGGUGCACUUUGAACCCCACAUGACACACAGGAGAUCAGCGGAUUGCGAGGCUCUCUUUCCUCGCAAUGAAAAGAUAGUGUACAAUGACCUUGGCCCUAUCAUGCUGCUGUCUGAAGCCUCUGUGAAGGACCUGAGCAGCAGACUGGAGAAGGAGGUCACCGUGGCACGGUUCCGACCCAGCAUCGUGGUCAGUGAUUGUGAUGCUUUUGACGAGGAUUCUUGGGAAGAUAUUCAGAUUGGCAAUGUGCGGCUGCACCGUGUGAUGGCGUGUGGGAGGUAA